Branchiostoma belcheri (Belcher's lancelet) is the source of this 1810-nucleotide messenger RNA. Its product is annotated as peptidase inhibitor 16-like. Lineage: Eukaryota; Metazoa; Chordata; Leptocardii; Amphioxiformes; Branchiostomatidae. The coding region runs from base 272 to 1042 and encodes 256 amino acids. Gene Ontology annotation, cellular component: extracellular region. The record is from RefSeq and is a predicted model, not a curated record. The transcript has 9 exons.
AGGGAUUAGGUUGUCGGCGACAAAUGGUCAGUGGUCUGAGUUGCAUGCAAUCAACCAACUUAAUUACUUGUAUAUAAGGUCCCUGAUCACAGCAUGCGUUAGUUGGGAUGUCACGAAGUCGUCCUAGUUAGUAAAUUGUGUGACAAGUCUCGAUCUCUCUUUCACACACAACACAACACAACACGGGUCAGCCGCUUCCAUUGGGCAGAGCUACAGAGGUGACCCAAGCAAAACACAGAGGCCAGACGACGCUCAUAGAAGCGAAGAAAACAUGCAGUCCCUGAGUGUAGUCACGAUUCUGCUGUUUGUGGGAGGGAGCUUUGGAGCCACCUCUCUGUCACAGGAUCAGAUCAACACGAUCUUACAGGCCCACAACAACUACAGGUCAGCCGUCAGCCCCACAGCUGCCAACAUGGAGUACAUGGAGUGGGACGAUAGUCUGGCGACCAUAGCUCAGAGCUGGGCGGACGGCUGUGACUUCGCACACAACCCCAGUCCCGAGGCCACUUACUCCGGGUCGUCGGUAGGGGAGAACAUCUACGCCGGCACGGGGAGCUACAAUGCUGGCAAGGAAACUGAGAAUUGGAACAGUGAAGUGUCUGACUACACCUACAGCAGCAACUCGUGUGCAUCUGGCCGGGUCUGCGGACAUUACACACAAGUUGUGUGGGCCUCCAGUAACAAGCUCGGGUGUGGCAUGAAGCUCUGCUCUACUCUGGCUACCGUCAACUGGAACAACGCCAAUCUGGUGGUCUGCAACUACGCUCCAGCGGGUAACUUCAGAGGACAGAAGCCCUACGUUAGUGGCACAUCCUGCACCCAGUGUGCGAACGGCAACGACAACUGUUCCGACAACCUGUGUGGUUCUCCCAGUGCCACUGGUGCCACCGGUUCUCCCAGUGGCAACGGAGGUGGUUCGUCCAAUACUACAUCCACCCCCAACCAGGGCGGAGGAGAUAACGGUGCUGCCCGCCACGCGAGCAUGCUGUCGCUAGGUGGCGUGGUUGUGACGCUUCUCAUACUCAACAUGAUGCAGGGAUGAGACUCAUCAUCAUCAUCAUCAUCAUCAUCAUCGGUCGGCUGUAGAGCAGUCGAUCACAUACACGAUGAGACUAACAUGGCAUUUUAACAUGUGGCCGUAAAAUUAACGGUUCCAAUAGAAUACAUUCUCUUUGCAACGCUUUAUACAUGUACUAUAUACUAUAGCACGCGCACGCAGAGACAAUCAAGAAAAUAUUUGAAUAUACAUGUAUGUAUAUCAUUAGUAUCACAAAAAAUAUCAUAGUUUGUAUACAUACUAGAAGAUGUAGGAAUAUCAUAUCUUACAUAGAUAUUGUUGAGAAAUAGUUGUUAUACAUAUUAUUUGAUUAUCACAAUUUAGCAGCAAUAUAUGUAUACAGCAUGCAUGUAUAUGAGCAAGGCUACAACUCAUUAGGCACGUUCUUUUUCAAAUGGUGUUUUUCAUUUUUUAUUACUUCGUCAUUGGUGUUUGUUUAUAGAAAGGGUAAAACGCGCAGAUAUUUGGAUUAGGAUAUGUUAAGUUACACAGUAAAGAUAUCAUUAAACUGUCUUUAACAAAGACUUGAGCUGUGGUGAACAGCUCUAAAAUAUCUGAAGUCAGCAAAUUUACUUUUCUAUCUACUUCAUCGUUCAAUGUAAUGUAAAGUAAUCAGGCUGUUCAAAGUGAUGUUUAUGCUUUGAACCUAUCGAAUACAGUUACAUGUAUACCAGCUAGUAAUAUGGCUAUUACACGAUUGCCGUGUUACAUCUUAAUCGAAACAGUUUACAUUCUAACAUUACAAAUCUUUUC